Zingiber officinale is the source of this 2530-nucleotide messenger RNA. RefSeq lists its product as uncharacterized. Bases 6 to 2315 code for a protein of 769 amino acids. The transcript is spliced from 3 exons. NCBI's taxonomy places the organism in Eukaryota, Viridiplantae, Streptophyta, Magnoliopsida, Zingiberales, Zingiberaceae. The record is from RefSeq and is a predicted model, not a curated record.
AAUUUAUGGAUAUAAAUAGGCAAUCACCCAUUGAAUUGUUUCACAAAUCUAAAGAACUCAAUGGUGCAUUUGGAAUUUCAGAUUCAAGCAGGGAUCUUUUUCUGGAACUUCUCCAAGAUUCCAACUCUUUAUUUGCAAAGCAUCUUCAAGAUCUGAAACAUGCACAGUUAUCUCAUCAAAGUAAGAUCACAAUACUAAAACCAUCUAAAUGCAGGACUGAGAAUGGGAGGAAUAAAAUUGGUUACAGGUCAUCCAGAACAGAAAAAAGUAACAAUAGGUUUACUUAUAUGCAUCAGGAAAUCACAGGCUCUUGUAAGACACAUGAAGCAAGACCUAAAAAAUGCCACGUUGAAGAAGACACGGGUUCUCUUCCAUAUAAUCCAUUUGCACCACAGAGGGGCAGAUCCAAACCUGCUGUUCAUCCUGCUCAUAUUGUUAUCUUGAAACCAAUCCUGGAGAAAGCACAAAAGGUACCAGACGCUAAUUUUUUAGACCACGAUAACCUCUGGUUUGAUUCCAAAAAAGACAAAAAAAUUGCAGCAUCUAGAGCUCAGGAGUUCUGUGACAAGGAAGAAACUGGUCACAUGGUAAAUGAUGCAGAAGAAAACUACAGAAGGAUCACUAGAAAGAUGAGGCACAGCAGGAGUAGACUUAGCAAAUUGGAUUUUAGCCCUCCAGUUGCUGAGUACACUGGAGAUGGGGACUCAUUGACGAUGCUAGGCAUCACAAAGCUUCCUGAUUCUGCAGACCCUUGUGGGAAUUGGAGAACUAGAUUAAGCUCAUUAUCUAUGGCUUCAACUAAAUAUUGUGUGGGCAUGGAGGAUCCAAACCACCACUAUUUGGAGAGAGGGAAUGUGACCCAACAAUUUCAGAACUUGGGGCUUAUUUCUCGAUGCUCAAGCACGCAUGGUGAAGUUCUUGAACUAUCUGAGAAAGAGACUCCAAGGUUUUCUGCAGAUUUUUUACAUAGUGAAAAUAUAUCAUUGGAAACUUUAUCUAGAGAUGAAAUUCUUCGUAGCUGGAGCUUUCAAUUGGGUAUUAGCAGAGAAGAUUCCCCAAGAUAUGGGAGCUCCAUAUUUUCUCCAAGAUCCAAUUCACUUCCAGCUUCAUGUAGUCCAAAAUAUGAAGACAGAAAAAGCGUUGGUAGUAGCACCGCUGAAUUACCAACAGCUAAACAAUCCGAACAUCAAAACUACAACUAUCAACUGGCUGGCUAUGUUGCAGAGGAAAAUAUGGCAUCUGAACGGGAGAUCCAUGUCAACUCAGGACUUAGAAAGAGAAUUCAUGCAAAAGAUCUUGUCACCAAGACUAACUUAAAUACUGCAAUUACUAAUCAUGCCAUCACCAAGAGAUAUCAGCUAAAUGAUAGUACUUUCAUUUCUAUACCUGGAGAUGAGGUAUGGCAUUUGACUACUCAGGAGGAGCACGCAAUGAAGUCUGCAUUUCAUGUUCCACUAGACAAUGGAUAUGGUUAUGUUAAGGAUAUAAUACUUCAGGAAAAACCAAGUGGUCAUCCUCAUGGGAAAUCGCUUCCAUCUGACUCAAAUGUUGCAAAAUCACAACCUCUAAGCUCCAACGACCUUGAACAGCCUAGUCCAGUCUCAGUUCUAGAGACUCCAUUGGAAGAUGAAACUUAUAGCUCAGGUUGCUUUCACAGAUUAAGUGCAGAUCUUAAAGAACUCCGAAUUCAACUUCAACGUCUAAAAAUGGACUCAGGCGCUACAUGUGCAGAGGAAAGUCAGGUUCUUGUGCUGAGUGAUGAAGAUUGUGCAGCAGGCGAUUGUGAACUUCUACCUCUAGGGGAUUUACAUGAAGUAAGAUUCAAAGAUGUUGAUGAUAGAGACUUCACAUACCUAGUUGACAUACUUUUGGAGACAGGUAUUCAAAGUGUCCAUGAUGACAAACUCAUAAAAGAGUGCUGCUGUCUCGGAUUUGCUUUUGACCAAUGUGUUUUCGAUAAGCUCGAGAAGAGUUACGAUGGAAUUUCUUCAUGGUCAAGAUCAGAACGCAAAUUGCUGUUUGAUGUCGUAAGUUGUAAUCUAGUGGGUUUAGUUACUAGUUCAUACUCAGAUGUUUGCCCUGGGAUGCCCACAUCAAAGCUAUGCCUGCCAACAUAUAACAGUGAAAGUCUUGUUGAAACACUAUGGCAAAUUGUGGUGAAGCAAAGGAAAGAGAUACAAUGCAGUCAGGAAAAGAUGAUCCUCGAGCCAGGAUGGCUUGGCUGGAAAGUUGAUGUCAAUGUCGUCGGGAUAGAAAUGGAGAGGUUGCUGAAUGCUGAUCUGUUGGAGGAACUUGUCAGUGAGCUUCUCUUAUGACAAUUUGGUGCUGGAGGUUUCAUUUUCAUCGAGCUAGCUACUUAUGUGCAGGUUCUACACUAAUCAACAAUCCAUCCUAGUUACCUCUCUAAUUUACCAGCAAAUGCUAAAUGUUUAGGAGCAAUGUCUAGAAAAUCUAGUCUGUAAUUUUGGUCUCAUGGCCUCAAAAUAGAUCUGCUAUCUCCACCUGUUUGAGCAAUAAAAUUUAACUUCAU